UAUUAUUCCUUGUUUAUUUGUACCAAAAUUUCCCUUAUACGCUUUUCUUUUUUUCUUUUUUAAUAAAAAACGCCAUAUAUAUAAAUAUUAAUUUCCCCAAUCAAAAAACAGAAAAAAUCGAUAACAAAAAUAACAACAAAUUAAAUUCUGAAAAGCACUGGGAAACAAAGCUUCUUUUGUUUUUCUCUUGAAUCCUCCAUCGAAGUUUGUGCGUUGGAAUUUAUGUAAUAGGGAUCAUGAGAUUCAAGAAAGGGACCAAAGUGGAAGUCUUGAGCAAAAAAGAGGUGCCAUCAGGCUCCUGGCAUUGUGCUGAGAUAAUCAGUGGCAAUGGCCGCAGCUAUACAGUUAGGUAUCAAGGCUAUUCUGGUGCCACUGACAAGAUGAUUGUGGAGAGGGUAUCUAGGAAGGCUAUCAGGCCUUGUCCUCCUGCUUCGGUCAUUCCAGAUAAUUGGGCCCCUCGUGAUGUUGUAGAGGUUUUUGACAAUUUUUCCUGGAAGAUGGCAACAGUUUUAGGGGUUUUAGAGAAAAAGUACAUUUUGGUUAGGUUGCUGGGAUCAUCUCUGGAAUUCAAGGUCAGUAGAUUGGACAUCCGUGUGAGACAAUCGUGGCAAGAUGAUGAAUGGGUUGUGAUUGGAAAGGGUUCUGGCAGUUGUGAAGAAGGGAAAUAUUGUGAAAAUUAUACUCUUAGAUACAAUCAAAAUUCUAGCUCCCAAUUUCAGAAUACGAUUAGAAUGACAAAUCGACAUCUGAAAGGUGAAUGUGGUCCUGUUAACAAAAAGGUUAAUUACCAAGAAUCUGUUAUUGCUUCCUCAAAAACUCUAAAGAUAGGAUGCUGCUCUCAAACUGAAGCUGUUGCUGGAGCUAGACAGAAGUUUAGAGCGGUUGAGAAAGAUGGAAGAUUGUACCGACUGGUUGCUGCAAAUCCAUCCAUUCAUGGACAGGUAGAUGCUGUUGCUUUCCCAAGAGAUAUGCUGGGUGAAAAAUACAUUCAUGCUUCUAUUGACAACAGAACUGGGUUGUCUGAAUUGGAUGCGGAGAGGAGAAAACCAAAUGGUGCUGUCGGAUGUUAUAUUGCAGAACACUUAGAAACCAAUGACACUGAGCGUGUUACAUGCUCUGUUGGUAGUUGUAGCGUGAGUAGUAACAAUCUAUAUAAGUUGCCUCAUCGUGUUUCUACAGGUCCUAUUGAAGAUCUUGAUGGUCAAUGUAGUGAUGCUGAAUCUUUUUGUCCAAGGGGAGAUGAGGUAGGAAAUUGUCUCCUUCCUACGAAAGAGGAACUCGCUGCUGAGAUCCAUAGAAUAGAGUUACAUGCCUACCGUUGCACCAUGGAGGCCUUGCAUGCAUCAGGGCCUUUAAGUUGGGAACAAGAAGCAUUGGGUUGAAGAAGGAGGCUUAGGCACCUUCCUUCCAAAUGUCCAAAGCUGAUUUGGGGUUUGCCACCUUUCUCUUGCUUUUCCACAGUGGGGCAAUUUGUAGGGGAAGUUAUUACGAGGCACUAAGUUCUUUAGUUUGUGGCUUGCUGGAUUCUUCAAUUUCAGGUCUCCUGUGAGCCUUAGAUAUCUGUGUUGCUGAAGGAUAUAAGACCAGAAUCUUGUGGCUGCCAUGGGAUGACCUGAUAUGUGGAUAUCCCAAAAGGUUUUCUUUUGGACCUUUAUGUAAGAUUAUCCAUGUAUGACAUCCUCUGCUGGCCCAUGUGUGUUUCGCUUUGUUUCUUGCAAAGUAAUCAUGCUGAAAUCUACUUUUCCUGUAUUCCAUUUGUGGAGUUCAUAAUUUGAUUUUUUCUCUUGUUAAUAAUGGAUGGACUGAGAUUUUGAGCACGCUUGGUUGAUGAUCUUGCCAAGCACAAGCAUAGGAUGGAAAUGCAAGAGACAUGUUAUCAUGGAUUUGAGAAAAUAUUGCAUAAACCAUCCUCACAUGGCAUGUCUUUAUUCAUGCCACUUAGAUUGUUGUAAAAUAAAAUUAGAACUGUUAUUAGCCAAGUUAGGGAAGUGCUCCGGAAGUGCAGUUUCUGUCUAGUUGGCAAUUGGAUUGACCUUUUUAGUAAUGUCUGGGAGUUGAUCCUAAUUUCUCACUGCCUCUUCGGUGUUUUCUUUUGCUUCCUGUCCAAGUCUGGUAGUCCUGAGUUGGCUGUUGAUUCUCUGGAGUCAAUCUUUAUAAUUCUGUUGCUCGUUUUAUCCUAUUAGAUGAAUUCUUUGUCUAGCACAAAUGAAAUUUGUUUUGGUCGUUUAGAUGCUGCCAUCUAGCCUCUACAUGGGAAAGUAGCAGCUCUGUACCACUAAUUGGUUGGUAGUAGUAGGAAAUGGUAACAUAUACGCUGUUAUCCUUUUUUUGGAUAGAAUAAAACUUCAUUACUUAAGAAAUAUAGACAACUAGCCCUAGAUUUUCUGGUAAGGCACAGCUCCACACUCUAGUGUUAUUUGCUUCACAACUGAAAUAAGCAUGUUAUCUGUUAUAAUCUGUUAUGUGCUAUCUGCUGGUCUACAUGCACAAGGAAAUUGAACAUGACAUGAUAGCCAGUAUUUCCCAGGGGCUAUUGCUUCCCAAGAGAAAUUGGAAAUUUUUUAGGAGUUUCUCAUCUUAAGUCAUGUUUCAUAUAGUAAUGUUGUUAUCUUGCACUAAUUAACCUAAUUACAGUUAAGAGGGGUGAUUUGAAUCAGUAUUUCUUGCUAAGGAGUGCCUUCAGAGCUCUAGCACAUUUGUUCUUUUUCUCCUUUUUACUUUAUUAAAACAUAUUUGGAACAUUCUUUCUGGUGACUGCAAAUUAUCUUCUUUCAUCAGUAAUCAGUUCUCUUUAAGGAAACUUCAAUUAUUUCUGAAUGUGGCAGGCAACGAAAGUAUGACGCUUUUAAACUUAAUUUUUGCUUCUAGGGCUGAUGAACAUGGAGCUUUGUCAUUGUCUGCUCUCAGAAUUUCAUGUUCCCUUCUUGAGGAUGGUUUGAUCUGCUCUGCUGUAAUGACCACUCCGCAAGAGAUGUGCAUGGGUCUCUUUGCUCUCCCUUUCCCUCUUCUCUCUCUUUUCCUUUUUCCCUUUAGUCUAGAUUUAGUUCUUCAGCAUGCAGUUUUUCUUUUCCCCUUUUUUUUCCGGGUGAUCUGGUUGAGUCAGUCGGCAAAGCUAUUAAGUCAUUACAUUCUUGUUCUUGCUUUAGAUUUCGUCCAUUUUGGGUGCAAACAAAUCUAACAAAGAGGCUUAUGUCAGAGUCAAAUGCAAUUGGCAAACUUUGGGAAAGAUUAUUACAGGUACUGAUAACUAGAAGUAGCAUAAGGAUGAUCCCUCUUUGGAGUGUGACUUUAUAUAAUGUCAUUUUUUGGCAACAAUGUUGUGACUAAUGAAUUCAACAUGUACCAUGGCAUGAAUAAUAAAUUGUUUGCUAGUCGCAAACAGUGUACAUUUUGUUGCUUAAUUGUACUUGGAUGUCUUAAAAUGUUUGAUUUCACAAGAGCUACCUAGUGAAGUACCUGUUUUCACAAUAGAUGAGGCAUUUUCUUCUGUUGUGAUCUUAUGUGUUCGAUGUUAUACUGAGCCAUGAAGUGUUAUGCUUGAGAGGGGCGAUGGGUAAUUCCAAAAUAUUGAAUGGUUAGAGAUGCAUGAUUUUGAAUCUAAUGCCUGAUCAUCUAUCUGUGUUUUCAGAACUUAUGCCCUCUAUGAUAUAGUUUAUAAAAUAAAUUUGACUUGAGACAUAAAUAGGUCUUCUCCCUGUGGAAUAAUGAUCUCUUUGCAUGUUUUCCCAAGGAACUAGGAAGAAUUGAAGAUUGAAGUUUAUAUACAUUUAUAUACUCAUUUUCUCAUUGGUAUUUUGAUGGUAGAAAUUUUGGUGUCCUACUGUUGCACUAUUUGCUGCUCUUCUCAUGCCUUGCAUUGAAAAGCAAUUUCUGUUUGUCAUGGCAGAUCCGUCUACAUGCUAGUGUCCAAACUCUGAUGACUACCCAAAAGCCAAAAAAGUGAAAAAAAAAGAUCAUUUUAUUUUAUUUAUUUCUAAAACUAGAAACCGUUUUUUGCUUUGUAUUUGUGGCAACAUCUGUGCAAUGAGUUUUUAGGAGUUCAAAAUUAUAAUCACAUAAAAUGGUAGGAGAUAAUAAGUUGUCAAUAUGUGGUACUUGUCCGGUAGGUUCUUGCACUAUCCACAUCUCAAACUCAAUAUUUUAUCCUUAUUUUAACUUGCUCUGCUGGAUCCUAUUCAGACAAUCUCUCUCUAGUUGUGUGUGUGGACUGCACUCUAAAUUUAAAUUUUGGUGUUUUUAUGGCUUCUGAUGUUUUUGCUGAAAUUAUAUCUAUAGCCUGGUGCAGUGGUGCUAAAAUCCACCAUGUAGCCUGUGGAUGUUGUCCCCAAGCAAUUGCUCAUUGUCAGAACCCUUUACUCUUGGAGGGGCGGGAGCCUUUCUCGGAGUACUCCGGUCCUACUUGAUUAUAUGCCCGAUCUUGUUCUUGUAGGAACAACGUGGGGUCCCAAGCAGGUUUAUAACACUUCCAAAACAUUGUAAAGUUAGUUCAGCAGUCAAUCAUGUUGUUGGCAAAUGAUAUAUAUGAAUCUUUCUGCUAAUCUGUGGCCAGUUUUGAGAUUCGAUAAUGCUAUCAUUAUUAUUGUUAUUGGCAUCAUUGUUCCUGUGCUGUGGUUCAGUUCUGUAACAGGUGGAACUGAAGGCUGUUUCAUUCACUUUUCCGAUGGGUUGCUUUUCCAAUAAACCUGCGUGGGCUUUUGUUGAUUUUAGUGAACCUGAUACAUGGACAGGCUUAUCUGCAACAUGGGACAGAAUUGACGACUUGAUGGGCCUGAAAGCAAACUUGCCCAAAAACCAAGUCUGGAGUUUAAGGAUGAUAGCUGCUGGCUGGUAAAUAUGUUCAAAACUCCAUCUGUCUGUCCUUGUCAGCCACGCCCCGCCUUACAGAGCAAAAGCAGUUGACACUAACACCCAACAAUUCUAACAUCAAUGUUACUGUUUAUUUAGUCAAAUAUGAUCAGCUGGGAAGUUAGGAACCGAGAGGUUAAUUGUGGAAAGAGAAGCAGCAGCCAGCCAGGGCAACAGAUUAUCAGCAGCCUAGUGAUAAACAAUCUGCUUUAGUUAGAAACCAAAGUUUUGCAUUACCCCACAAGCCCUACCCAAGAAGGAAAAUCUUUGGUGCAUCGACUCCACUCCACUAAAGCAAAGCUGGCAUUCCAGGCUUAUCUUUCCAUAUCUUUCUCUGCAGUAAGCUCACAUGCCUUAAAACUAUUGGAUCUUGCCUUGGUAGUUGUUUAUCUUUUUCAAUGAGUUUAAAGAAAUCAAGUGCUUUAAGUUGCAAAAUGUACAGUAAAAGCACAGAAACUAAGAUUUGUAGAUGAAAAAAACUAUUGAACUACUUACCUGAUUCGCCAGAUCAGCUAUAGAAACAAAGUAAA
Theobroma umbraticum is the source of this 5375-nucleotide messenger RNA. RefSeq names its product Plant Tudor-like RNA-binding protein. The record is from RefSeq and is a predicted model, not a curated record. NCBI's taxonomy places the organism in Eukaryota, Viridiplantae, Streptophyta, Magnoliopsida, Malvales, Malvaceae.